ACCGCCCCAGGACGUGUCGAGAGCAGCAGAGGCCGCAGUAUUCACGCGUCGGGCGCUGCUAUGGGAGCCGGAGGGGUAGCGGAGCUGCUGCUGGUUACACUGCUGAUAAUGACUGGUACCCGAGCAGAGGACUGCAGGGAGGGAGAAUACUUACAUGAAGGUCACUGCUGCGUAUCUUGUCCAGCAGGUACUUAUGUUGCUCAGCACUGCAGUGCUCCGCAUGUGAGAGGAAGAUGCAUCCCUUGCACUGAAGGAGAGGGUUAUACUGCCCAUGAGAACGGCUUGGAAGAGUGCUUGUCGUGCAGACAAUGCAAAGAGGAUCAGAUAACUUUGAGACCCUGUACUCUGACGCAUGAUACUGAAUGCCAAUGCAAACAAGGGUAUUUCUGCCCUGCUGAGGGCUGUGAAAUAUGUCAAAGAUGCAGUACAAUAUGUCCGGAUGGAAAAGAAAUUGUGCAGAAUUGCAAUGCUACUAUGGACCUAGGAUGUGGCUUACCUGAUCAAGGAAGCACAGCUUUUGUUUGGAGUCUUGUGGUGAUUUUGGUUGUUGUUGGUGGUUGUUCAUUGCUGUGCUUUGUAACUAGAAAGCUGAAGAGGGAUAAAGCUGCUUCAACUGAUAAAGAUGCAGAAAAAGGUCUGGAGUGUGAGGACAGUACUGAAAGCCUCAUUUUACCAGAAGUGGAGACACCUGCAAAUAAGAUAGCCAACCCAGAGUGUGAGAACUCUGGUGACAGCCCAGAGGGCCAAGCGCAAACCAACAUUAAUGUGGAAGUAAAAAACACAUUACCAGAGGAAAACGGUGUUGCACUUUCUGGGUGGGGCACCAUCCUGCGCAGGGGGUGGAGGAGGAUCGCUGAGUCUUCAUUACCAGCAAAAACUGGGCAGAAUUCUGCUUUCCAUCAGAAUGUCCUGUCUAACGCACGAAGUGGUAGGAUGCUGGCAAAUCAUAUGGUACGAAAACCAAAAUACCGAAUAGUUGUUAAAGAUCUCUCUCAAAAAGAACUGAGAGAUAGCUUUUGGGCCUUUAUAAAGGAAGUACCACCGAAAAAAUGGAGGCAGCUUAUGACAACUCAUCUGAAGGAAAAUGUUAUUGUUAAAAUUACUUGUGACUUUCCUAAUGAUAUAGAAGAGCAAUCUUAUCAGAUGCUUCUCACCUGGAAAAACACAUUGGGAAAGGAACAAUCUAUUAUUAAGUUACUCAAUGAGUUAAGGUAUAUAGAUACCAAGGCUUAUGAUAAUGUAUUGAACACUUUAAAAAGUAAUAACAUUAUAAGUAAAUUAGAAGCUACAGAUUAAUGUUUACAAUGAACUUCAAAAAUGCUUCUGUGUACAUAUACAUGUCUACAAACUUCCUGUAAAUGAGGACGUCAACAAACUGCUAGUAGGUGAUGGCAUGGACUUUGAUAUCCUCCUCACCUUCACAGAGGGAGCUGGAAGUGAUUUAACACCGUUGGUGUUAACACGGACUCCGGUUGUGAUGUUCACUAGGGUCUUUUUGAGUUGUAUAAUAUUAAACUCAGGCACCAGAUGCCAGCUUGAGAGCGAGGAGCUUCCAGCUCUUGCUUCCCUUCAUGUGAGGCAGGACUGUGCUGUCUGAGCCCAGGUGGUUGGAACGAAGAGGCUGCUGCUGUUUUUGAGAGGAUUGCAAUGCUUUGGUUUCUGAAACGAUUAUGUUUUGUAUUGGUAUGCUCAGAAGUGUUAUGUUUGAAGCACAGCAAUAAAAGCCCGGUUGAGCCA
Grus americana (Whooping crane) is the source of this 1737-nucleotide messenger RNA. RefSeq names its product tumor necrosis factor receptor superfamily member 21-like. Gene Ontology annotation, cellular component: cell surface; plasma membrane. The transcript is spliced from 10 exons. Lineage: Eukaryota; Metazoa; Chordata; Aves; Gruiformes; Gruidae. Bases 61 to 1296 code for a protein of 411 amino acids. Gene Ontology annotation, biological process: positive regulation of apoptotic process; apoptotic process; TRAIL-activated apoptotic signaling pathway. Gene Ontology annotation, molecular function: transmembrane signaling receptor activity; protein binding. The record is from RefSeq and is a predicted model, not a curated record.